This is a messenger RNA of Aspergillus puulaauensis, 450 nucleotides long. RefSeq names its product monothiol glutaredoxin GRX5 (gene GRX5). The record is from RefSeq and is a predicted model, not a curated record. Lineage: Eukaryota; Fungi; Ascomycota; Eurotiomycetes; Eurotiales; Aspergillaceae. The transcript has 3 exons. The coding region runs from base 1 to 450 and encodes 149 amino acids.
AUGUUUUCAAGGACAAUAUUCUCCUCUACACUCCGAAGGCCUCUAUUCCGCCCCCAGUUCGCGAGCCAGUUCGCGAACCAGCUCCCAUGUAUUCUUCAAGCCCGCCUAAUUUCGACCGAAACGAAAGCAGCGAUCGAUAAAGCAGUUGCAUCGGCCCCUGUGGUUCUCUUCAUGAAGGGCACCCCGGAGACUCCGCAGUGCGGAUUCUCCCGGGCAAGCAUCCAGAUUCUAGGCCUACAGGGUGUUGAUCCAAAGAAGUUCGUUGCGUUUAAUGUGCUGGAAGAUGUGGAGCUACGUCAGGGAAUCAAGGAAUACUCGGACUGGCCCACGAUUCCACAGUUAUAUCUGGAGAAGGAGUUUGUUGGUGGCUGUGAUAUUCUAAUGUCAAUGCAUCAAAAUGGCGAGCUUUCCAAGCUCUUGGAAGAGAAGGGUGUUCUGGUGGCUGAAUAG